Messenger RNA from Petromyzon marinus (sea lamprey), 1251 nucleotides. NCBI's taxonomy places the organism in Eukaryota, Metazoa, Chordata, Hyperoartia, Petromyzontiformes, Petromyzontidae. The record is from RefSeq and is a predicted model, not a curated record.
AUGCUGAAGGUUGUGAUGCUGAAGGUUGUGAUGCUGGUGAAGGUUGUGACGAAGGUUGUGAUGAAGGUUGUGAUGCUGACGAAGGUUGUGAUGAAGGUUGUGACGAAGGUUGUGACGCUGCUGAAGGUUGUGACGCUGACGAAGGUUGUGACGCUGAAGGUUGUGACGCUGAAGGUUGUGAGGCUGACGAAGGUUGUGAUGCUGAAGGUUGUGACGAAGGUUGUGACGAAGGUUGUGACGCUGAAGGUUGUGAUGCUGAAGGUUGUGACGCUGGUGAAGGUUGUGAUGAAGGUUGUGAUGAAGGUUGUGACGAAGGUUGUGAUGGGUGUGACGCUGGUGAAGGUUGUGACGCUGGUUGUGAUGAAGGUUGUGACGAAGGUUGUGAUGGGUGUGACGAAGGUUGUGACGCUGACGAAGGUUGUGACGCUGGUGAAGGUUGUGAUGCUGGUGAAGGUUGUGACGAAGGUUGUGAUGGGUGUGAAGGUUGUGACGCUGGUUGUGAUGGGUGUGAAGGUUGUGACGCUGGUUGUGACGCUGGUUGUGAUGGGUGUGACGCUGGUUGUGAUGCUGAAGGUUGUGACGAAGGUUGUGACGCUGGUGAAGGUUGUGACACUGGUUGUGAUGAAGGUUGUGACGAAGGUUGUGACGCUGGUUGUGAUGAUGGGUGUGAUGGGUGUGAUGCUGGUGAAGGUUGUGAUGGGUGUGAUGAAGGUUGUGACGAAGGUUGUGAUGGGUGUGACGCUGGUGAAGGUUGUGACGAAGGUUGUGACGAAGGUUGUGAUGGGUGUGACGCUGGUGAAGGUUGUGACGAAGGUUGUGAUGGGUGUGACGCUGGUGAAGGUUGUGACGAAGGUUGUGACGAAGGUUGUGAUGGGUGUGACGCUGGUGAAGGUUGUGACGCUGGUGAAGGUUGUGACGAAGGUUGUGACGGGUGUGACGCUGAUGGUUGUGACGCUGGUGAAGGUUGUGACGCUGGUGAAGGUUGUGAUGGGUGUGACGCUGACGAAGGUUGUGAAGGUUGUGACGAAGGUUGUGACGGGUGUGAAUGUUGUGACGGUUGUGACGCUGACGAAGGUUGUGAAUGUUGUGACGGGUGUGAAUGUUGUGACGCUGAUGGUUGUGACGCUGAUGAAGGCUGUGAAUGUUGUGAAUGUUGUGACGGUUGUGACGCUGAUGAAGGUUGUGAAUGUUGUGAAUGUUGUGACGCUGAUGAAGGUUGUGAAUGUUGUGAAUGUUGUGACGCUGAUGUAG